CCGCAACCCCGGAGCGGCAGCGGCGGCCGGGGCGACGGCCGCGGAGGAGAACCGAAGAGGCUCGAGAAGAAGCAGUCUUCCGUGAAGUGGUCAGUUUUACCCCCGACCCUUUGCCAGAUAUUAUGACAAGGACACCACCGAGCCCCUCAGCUUCUACUUGUCUUCACUGGAGGAGCUCUUGGCAUGGACGCCCAACGUGGAGGACAGCUUUAACGUGGCCUGGGAGCCCUGUGCGUGUCGCCAGCCCCCUCUGAGCAGCCGGAGGCCCCGGACCCUGUUUUGCCAUGACAUGAUGGGCGGGUACCUGGAUGACAAGUGAGGGCACUGCCAGGACGCUGCCAGCCCCACCUGUUGCUGCUGGUUUUCCUGUGGUGAAAGGGAUGGAGGUGGGGAGGGUGCCCGCAGCAGGAAGAGCGCUGGCUGGGGAGGCAGGCUGCCGCCGCUGGCUGGGAGACGAACUCGGGCCUCAGCGCUGCAUCUAUAAGAGGAUCGUGGUGGGUGAGAGCUCACACCUCUUUCAGCUGUGAGGCCUGCUCCGACUCCUUUCUUGGCCUGUUGGCUUUGGCUUCAGAUGCUCAGUUACACUCCUUCCCCCUCCCAGCCAGGGAUGUUUCCUCCAGAGGUGCUGUGGUGUCAGGUGAAGGAUCGUAGACGGCUGUAAAGCAAUCUUGGACAUGGCAGUUGGUGGGGAGGCUAGAGUCAGAGCCGGCCGUCAGGGUGGCAGAGGCAGGUUUAUUCAGGGUGCAGCAGUGCAGAACCCCUAUUCCUUCUACCACUGGCAGUAUAUUGACAUCUUUGUGUACUUCAGUCACCACACGGUAACCAUCCCCCCAGUGGGCUGGACCAAUGCUGCCCACAGGCAUGGGGUCUGCGUGCUGGGGACUCUCAUCACGGAGUGGAAGGACGGUGGGCAGCUCUGUGAAUCCUUCCUGGCUGGGGACAAGCGCUCUUACCAGGCAGUGGCCAACCAGCUGGUCCUGAUCGCUGAGUUUUUCCAUUUUGAUGGCUGGCUGAUCAACAUUGAGAACUCUUUGAGUCUGGCCGCGGUGGAGAACAUGCCCCACUUCCUCCAGUACCUGACCGCUCAACUACACCAGCAGGUCCCCCUGGGCUUGGUGCUCUGGUAUGACAGCGUGGUGAGCAGUGGGCAGCUCAAGUGGCAAGACGAACUGAAUGAGCACAACAGGGUGUUCUUUGAUUCCUGUGAUGGCUUCUUCACCAACUACAACUGGCGGGAGGAGCACCUGGAGCGGAUGCUGGGGCUGGCGGGGGAGCGCCUGGCUGACGUGUACGUGGGCGUGGAUGUGUUCGCCCGGGGGAACGUCGUGGGCGGCCGUUUCGACACGGUCAAGUCCCUGGAGCUGAUCCGGAAGCAUGGAUUCUCGGCAGCUUUGUUUGCACCUGGCUGGGUGUACGAGUGCUUGGAGAAGAGAAAUUUCUUCCAGAACCAGGAUAGGUUCUGGAAUUUGCUGGAACACUACCUGCCCACCCACAGCAUCUGCUCCUUGCCCUUUGUCACUUCUUUCUGCCUGGGCAUGGGCACUCGAAGAGUCUGCUAUGGUCAGGAGGAGGCGGUGGGGCCCUGGUACCACCCCAGUGCCCAGCAACUGCAGCCCCUGUUCGGAGAGCGCCGGCUGACCGAGGAUGGGCGGGGCUGGGUGAAGACCCUCUGCUGCCUGGCGGACGCCUGGAACGGGGGCAGCUCCCUGCUGAUCCGGGGGGUGCUUCCGCCCGAGGCUGGAAACGUGGCCGUGAGGUUGUUCUCCCUGCACGUCCCACUGCCACCCAAAGUCUUCCUGUCCAUGGUAUACAAGCUCGAGGGGCCUUCGGAUGUCAGGGUAGCUUUGGAGCUCACCACAGGGGAUGCAGACAGCUGUCACAUUGGUGGCAUCUCGGCGUUGAACGCAGAGAUGAACUCAAGGCACAGGCCCCGACCCCUUCAGGUGCCCCCCAUCAAGCUGACCCGAUGGGUGGGCCACUGCGGCCAGCAACUCAGCAGGGGCUGGGUCCAGCGCUGCUAUGAGGUGAAUCUUCAGGGCUGCCUCCUGCAGGACCUCUUUGUUCACCUCUCUCGGCCUCCAGGCAGCCAGGAGGAGGAGAGCUUUGUCUGCCGCCUUGGAGAGAUCCAGGUGCUGGAUGCCAGCAGCCUGCUGGCCCCCCUGCCCCAGGUGCAGGCUGUCACUGUCUCACAUGUGAGCUGGCAGCUGGCUGCCUCUGAGGGGGCAGGACCCCCUGCUCUGAGGCUCAGCUGUACUCUGCACUGGUCCUGCCUCCUGCCCCGUGCCCGGGCCUUCCGCAUCCACUGCUACCUGGGGACAGGAAGGGGCUCUCCCAGCAGGGGCCUGCCGGGGCCAGAGAAGCCCACGCUCUUGGGCCUGGCUUUUGUCAACCAGUAUCGGAUAGUGGAUCUGGCAGUGGCAGCUGCAGGGCCUGGACAGGAUGGCCGUGUGGAGUUCCUAGUGGAGCCUGUCACCAAGGAGGGGUUUCUGGUGCCACAGGCCGAGUGGGGCAGGGCAGUCAUGCUCUACUCCACGCCCCAAACGUGAACGAACAUUAAAGCACGGGGCUUCCCUGCUCAAGGCGAAGGCUUCUUCUGCACUGGGGCUCAGGCAGUGACGGGAAGACCUGGGUCACAGGCUGUGGCUGAGGCGUACUCUGGUGGGCACUGCUCAUAGGGAAACGGAGAAGUCAGUUUGCUGGGUCAGUGACUCCCCGAGUAUUGGAACCCCAGUUUUUGUCUAAUCCCUUUCCACAGGAUAUAGUUUCUGGGUAAUAAUGAAAGGAUUUGGAAGUGUUUAGUCCAGAACAUUCUACAAAGGGUGUUUCCCAGUUGACUGGAAGAUGCUUCUGCUGAGAAUGGGGACCUUUAUUCCCAUAGAUGGAACAAUUGGAAAUGAACUUAAACUGUGGCAGGAAGACACUUCUGAGGACAGGACAAGUACUGAGCUAGCAGAGGGGGUGCUGGUUGGGGUGUGUUGUGUGGAACGGUGGGCCCCUGUGGGGGCCUGGGAAGUGGUACCCUGGGAUCUGGCCUGCUUCCCCUUAGGAGUGGGAGCUAGGGCCAGGUUGGCAUGGGCUGCACUUGCACCUGGGCAAGGUGGGCUGCCGCAGUCCAGACCCCCUCGUGUGGUGGCUUUCUCAGUGGGCUUGUCCCCAUGAGCAGGACCCAUUUCUGGAGCAUUCCGUUGGCCCUGUGUUUGGCUGUGACUUUGGGGUUGUAGGUUCAAGCAAAGUUUGCAGUGUAUGCACCGCGGCUCUGCCUCUGCCCGGUGAGUGAGGCCCCCCAGGCCUGGGCAGCAGGCAGCAGGAGGCCUGGUGGGGCCCAGGGAGCCUUGGUGGGGGCGCUGCUCCUUCACAGCCUCCUCUCAGCCCCUCCCGGCGUAGGGCUGGGAAGACCGCUUGAGUAGGUAUUAGCACAGACACUGGGCCAUGCUGGGGUCUCUCCGCUGGGCCCCUCUUCUCUUCCUUCUGUCUUCUAGCGCCCUCCUCCCUCUGCCCGAGCUGAGGCUGACCUGUGGCUCUGCACGAGGACAGGGGAAAGCGUGAGCUGGAGAUGACUUCUCCAGCCGUACAGCUUCCCUGUUGACACCUGGGCCACCAGCGUGGCCUCCUGGGGUGGGGUCUUGACCCCACGGCCUUGGGUGAUCCUGUGGUACACCUGAGCAGGGUCCCUCAUUCUUGGGGUAUCUCCCCCCCAGGCCUUAAAGGGCCAAUUAUGGGGGCUACUUUCCCACCAUUGCUCUUGUCCACCUGUGCUACGGCCUGUGGAAUGGUGCUACGGGUUAGGCCACUCUGGGGUGACCUCCCAGCUGGAGGUCACACCUAAGGGUCGGCCUCUUAGCUCAGCUCAGGAUAAAUUUGAUUUUAUGUUGUAGUGAGGUGGCAGCCACCAGGUGGCAGUGUGGCCACACCGCCUUGGUCCUGGUCCUUGGAAUUGGGGGAGGUAUGGGGUACCUGCCUGUCAGCCUGCUGGACAGCAGAAGCAGUUCUGCCCAGGGCCGGUGUCUGCCCCCGCCCGUCCUGCCUUCCCAGGUGCCCACGUGCCUCUCACGGUGAGACCCGGGGGCCCUCGGCUUCCAGGCUCUUACCUAACCACGAGCGUUUUGCUCUUCACACCCACACGCGGCCCCGCCGGCUCAGUCCAGGACUGGAAGUGGGUGUGCCCAGCAGAGAGGGUGAGAAGCUUCUGCAGGAAGGGAAGGUAUUUCUGCCGAGUGGCUUUGAGUGGCUUUGAAAUGCAGGUUCCCCAUCACUGGUUCUCCCCGUGAAUCUGGGGCGGCCCAGAUGGGGAGGGGGCGGGAGGGCAGGAGCUGCUGCUGCUUGGAGCUGCUUGCCCGCCUGGUCUGUGGGUUUUGAUGGUUCCCCGGAGCAUGUGGGGCCCCUUCUGUUUUGAACCAGAGGGAACUAGGGUUGGGGUUGGGGAGGCCCAGGCCUUUCUCCCUGUGUCCCCAGAGGUGGGAGUCGGGCGGCAGUCAGGCUACUCUCACUUCAUCUGUUUUUUUUUAAGUUCUGGUUCCCCCAAAUAUUUUAUCCAGAGGAGGGAAAUUUAUAGUGGCAAUUAUUUCCCCCCAGUUUGGAGAGCAGGCUUAGGAGAGCACAGUGCUCCGAAUCAUAACCCCAGUCCCCCAGGAGCACAGUCGCAGCCCCCUGAUGGCUGAGCUCACGUGCAGGACAAUCAUGUUGGUGUUGAGGCCUGUGCUCUCCUGUUGGGCGUAAUCGUUCAGAAAUAAAUGAUCUGUUGUGCGAAACGAA
Manis javanica (Malayan pangolin) is the source of this 4752-nucleotide messenger RNA. NCBI's taxonomy places the organism in Eukaryota, Metazoa, Chordata, Mammalia, Pholidota, Manidae. The record is from RefSeq and is a predicted model, not a curated record.